Echinops telfairi (small Madagascar hedgehog) is the source of this 448-nucleotide messenger RNA. Its product is annotated as 60S ribosomal protein L36-like. Gene Ontology annotation, cellular component: cytosolic large ribosomal subunit; ribosome. Gene Ontology annotation, molecular function: structural constituent of ribosome. Lineage: Eukaryota; Metazoa; Chordata; Mammalia; Afrosoricida; Tenrecidae. The record is from RefSeq and is a predicted model, not a curated record. The coding region runs from base 131 to 448 and encodes 105 amino acids. The transcript has a single exon. Gene Ontology annotation, biological process: cytoplasmic translation.
UUUGGUCAAACUGUUUGAAGAAAACAGAGACGUUUGAUCAUCCAAUAAAGAAGGGGGGAAAGGGAAAAGUGUUAAAAUUUAAAAAAUAUAUUUGGCCUUCCGCUGCGGCAGCCAUCGAAGAGUAGCCGCCAUGGCUGUGCGCUGCCCUAUGGCCGUGGGCCUCGACCAGGGCCACCAGGUGACCAAGAACGUGAGCAAGCCGAGGCCCAGCCGCCGCCAUGGGUGCCUCCCCAAGCACACCAAGUUCGUGCAGGCCAGGAUCUGGGAAACAUGUGGUUUCGCAUCCUAUGAGCGAAGGGCCAUGGGGCUGCUCAAGGUCUCCAAGGACAAGCGGGCACUUAAGUUCAUCAAGAAGUGGGUGGGCACACACAUCUGGGCCAAGAGGAAGAGAGAGGAGCCGAGCAGCGUGCUGGCCACCAUGAGGAAGGCCGCUGCCAAGAAGGACUGA